Neospora caninum is the source of this 2082-nucleotide messenger RNA. Its product is annotated as putative cytidine and deoxycytidylate deaminase zinc-binding region domain-containing protein. The transcript has 3 exons. Gene Ontology annotation, molecular function: tRNA-specific adenosine-34 deaminase activity. The coding region runs from base 1 to 2082 and encodes 693 amino acids. The record is from RefSeq and is a predicted model, not a curated record. NCBI's taxonomy places the organism in Eukaryota, Apicomplexa, Conoidasida, Eucoccidiorida, Sarcocystidae. Gene Ontology annotation, cellular component: nucleus; cytoplasm.
AUGGCACGCUCGGCUGAAGACACUCCUGUCUCUUCCUGCCACCCCACAGUCUCCGAGAGCUCUGUCUCCCGCUCGCGUCGUCUCUCCGAAAGCGCUUUGUCAUCCUCUCCUGCGUGCCCCUGUCUCUCGCGAGCUCUGGUGCGCUCCUUCGACGCGCUGCAAGCGCAACCGGGGCCGUCGCGCCCGCACCUCGAAGAAGUUGUCGACGAGAUUUUCCAGUUGCAUGCGCCGCCUCUCAUCUCGCUGCAUGCGCUGGCUGCGCCGCCGCGGCUCUGUAGCACACUCCUGCAGCUGCUGCAAAAGCACCACCCUCUUCAGUUCGCAGAGACAACUCCCCAGGGCGGCCAGCGAGAAGGAAGCGAAGAGACCCAAGCGGGCGACGUGUCGGCGGCGAGCGAGACCGAAACAGAGGAGAGAGAUGCAGCGACCGAGGCAGGACUCAAGGGCGGAGACGAAACGGAAGAUGUGUGCGUCUUCGUCCCCUGGUGGAAAAGAAAAGGACGACGGAUCGCUCUCCAUUUCCUGAAGAGGUGCAAAAAGACAGAGAAAAACGGCCCUGUUCUUCUGCUUCUCGGCACAGCCCCAGAGAAUCUGCAUGUAGAGGUCCUCGAGUGUCUUCGCACCUGUUCUCCGCCUGCGCUUCCGCCUGCGUGCGCAGUGCCCGUUUCUGCGUGCCACUGCUCGUCUCCCUUACAAAACGCAACGUCGUCGCCUCCCCAGGGCCUGUCUGCCAAUGCUGGUUCCUCUUCUUUCUCUUCCUGCUCGCCUCCUCAGGAGGCCGAAGCUCCAGCGCCUGCUUCCGCUGCGUCUUUCUUCGUGCAUGUCGCCGUGCCUUCCGUCCCGCCCGUGACAACUGAGCAGCAGAGACUGUGGGGCGAGGUCUGGCCGUGCUACUUGAACAAAACGAAGCCUAGCGGCCCAAAGGGAGACGCUGGCGGAGGAAAGGGCGAAGGCGAGGGGACCGUGGAGGCUGGAGAGGGCGAAGGCGAGAAAGAAGUCAGCGCGAGUGCCAGCAUUCGCCAGGAACUGUUGACCCCCCUGGAGCUUUCUGAAGAGGAGAAAGCCACGCACCUGUUUUUCCUCAAUGCGGCCGUGGAAAGUGAGUGCAAUUCGGAAGAAAAACCUCUGAAUUGGAAAGGAAAACCGUGCAGGCAAGAGGGCCGUAGCACAUGCAUCAUUACCUACACCCCUGAGGCUGACGAGACACCCACCAGGAAAAGUCCGCUUCCACCCUCGAGGAAGCGGCAGCGUGCGCGUACCGAGAGUGAAACCGACACUGACACAGAUAGAGAUGCGUGCUGCGCACCUGGACACGCGACAGUGGAGAGAAACGGUGGAGAAAACACCGGAACUUUAACUGUUUCCUCCGCAAAAGCAUGGGGCCGGAGCUGUCGGGCCUCUGUCUCCGCUGUAGCUACACCGUGUCGAGUUCCCACCUCAGGCCAUAGAAGCGUCACAAAUGGGUGCGAGGCGCAUUUUGGUACCGGCCGAUUAGGCUUGUCUUCAGAUAGAGAUUCCUGCCAGGUUGAACGAGCUGUGGCAGAUGCAUUUAAAACCUGCAUGCGUAGUCGCGUCGGCGAGUCCGAUCAGAAUGUGCCUGAGUGGAAAACAUGCAAGGCUCCCAACGUUGUAGCCGCGUGCGUCGAUGACAGUGGACCGCGAGCGCCCCUGCUGCACGCAACUAUGCGAGCAAUAGGCUGUGUGGGAGAGAAACUUCGACGAAUUUUCGAAGAACCCGACACAGAGGCUGCUAGUCAUAGAGAAUCCGAAAUAGUACGAGAGCCGGAAGGAGGCUCAGGGGCACCGGAGGGAACGGAAACAACGCGAUGGAUCAAGGAAGUGAGCGACGGGAACUACUACUGUCAAGGAUGUGUAGUGUACUGCUCACAUGAACCGUGCGUUCUGUGUGCCAUGGCACUUAUUCACUCUCGCAUCAAGUUGCUCGUUUUUGCUCACGACAACAAAGUUCACGGCGGCAUCACGCGGGGACGCCUUCAUCUAGAUCGCCGGCUCAACCACGGCUACCGUGUUCUCUGUCUGAGAGCGAAUGACGGCGCCUCAUGUGACCAGAAAGAAAAUUGA